Messenger RNA from Misgurnus anguillicaudatus (oriental weatherfish), 2780 nucleotides. RefSeq lists its product as uncharacterized. Lineage: Eukaryota; Metazoa; Chordata; Actinopteri; Cypriniformes; Cobitidae. The record is from RefSeq and is a predicted model, not a curated record.
UGAAACAAAAAUGAAAGAGCAAUGAGACGAGAGCAACACCAUGCUAAAUAUACCAAUAUAAGAUAUCACAGACUUACAUACCAUUUCUUCAGGUACUGGUUAUGUGAAUUGAUUUUAAAUUGAGGAAAGAAACACUGCAACAAAUUGAUGUUUAAAGAUGCUAAGAUGCAAUAAUGGGAACGUCUCUACACUGCAGUCAGCAUCACCAUUUAACCAACUGGUUUUAUCCAAAUUCCUGAGGAUCAAACCAAAAGUCCUUGGGGUUUUUGAAAUAUCAUUAGGGAUAAUGGUGUUCAUCUUAACCAUCUGCAUAGGGAUUUAUUACAUCCUCUGGUUGCCUCUUAUUACAAUUUUAACUGGAGCUGCAACAGUCUCAGCGGCACGUACACUUAACAUGUGUCGGGUCAGAACCUCUCAGUUUCUGAACUGUUUGGUUGCCAUAACAACUUCUGUCUCCAUCACCUUUCACUAUAUUGACACCUUUGGCAUAAGAAGCAUUGUUAUGGUGGUUUGUGACAUCCUGAGCUUCAUCUUCUCUGUAAUUGUUGCCUCAUCCCUCUGCGAGUGCUGCAGGACGAAGUCCAGACAUGUUGAGGUGGGACUAGAGGUUGGCACGGCUGUUCCUAAUGUAACUGUCAACAGUUUUGUUCUGGGCCCUUAUGCACCUCCACCAAACUAUGAAUCAGGCCUGUUUGCGACUCCACAAAACUACAGUACAGUCGCAUCUCCACCACAUUAUCGUCCAGGAUAUUCCGCACCUCCACCAAACUACAACCCAGAUCACUUUGCACCACCACCAGACUACAGUACACUCCCAUCUGCACCUCCACCAGACUACAGUACAGUCAUAUCCGCACCUCCACCAGACUACAGUACACUCCCAUCUGCACCUCCACCAGACUACAGUACAGUCAUAUCCGCACCUCCACCAGACUACAUUACGCACCCUUCUACACCUCCUCCAAACUACAGACCCUGCUAUCCCAUCCCUCCCACCAUUCCUCGUGACCGGAAGUGAAGAAAAAUCGUUUCAAGGAGAGAUAAAGACAGGACAUCCAGAAGAUAAAAGCAGAUCUCAGCCAGAAAGUCACGUCAGUCUGACCUAGGUCUGACCCAAGAUAUACGUCGACGUGAAUGUAUUUUCUGUUUGUGUAGUGUGUGUGAUAUCAUUAUUCUCCAGCAGAGGACACAAAUGAGCGGAGAAAGCAACCCAGUCAAUCUUUAAAUCUUUAAAAUGCUUGUGUUGUAAUGCAGUGGUUCCCAAACUUUUUCAGCGUGCGGCCCCCCUUGUGUACAGUGCAUUUUUUCGCGGCCCCCCAAAAGAAAAUUUUAUGACAAAAACGUACGUUUUAAAAUGUAAUAUUUUAAUUAAACAAAACAUAUAAAAUUAUACCUAGUAGUGCUGUUGUUUAGUUGGCUUAUUAUUUUUUAGGUUUAAUUACACAGAAUUCAUGAUAAAUGAAUGUAUUUUAUAAAAUGACAUAAAACUGCUAUUCUAACUGUUAUAUGAAAACACAGAACAGUCUGUGUUGUACAACAUUAUUUUUCUAUGUUACAAGUAUACACUCAUACCUUUCAAUGAUUUGCCAUCUGUGUUUUCUGCAAACAAUUUCGUCCCUCUUUCCAAAAAUCCAUCAGAUGUUAGCAAACCCAAAUAUUAUAUUAUAUAAUAUGUCAUAUAUUAUAAUUUACAGCCACAAAAAGUUUGAUUAAUUCUGGCAGUUGUAGCACAUAACAUCAUAAUCUUCUUAAUGUGAUGAUUUCUCAAAAUUUAUUUUAUGUCCCUGCCUGUAAAUUUUAAAUUAUCCUAACAAUAAUUGCCCUUCUGUAGCUUACAGAUAUUACAUAGUCUCCAUCAUUAAUAUGACGUCACAACACUGCAUGUUUUAUACAAUAAUCAUCCUUAGAAUGAUAUAGCAGGCUUGUCAUUUGUCCACAUAUUACAUCAACUGAUGUUACCUGAUCGUUUUCUGCAUUGACUAAAUGCAAACAGAUGAUAUAAAACUGAUAUCAGUUUACAGUAUUGUAAUAUCAUAAUUUUUCCAUAUUUUUUUGUAAAUCAUACAAAGUGUGCUAGCAUAAUGGGCUGGGAUGCCCCCUUGUGGUUCAUAAUUACCAUACAUUUUUAUUAUUUGAUUUAAGCAAAAAAAAAAAAAAACAUGGUAUUGUUGGUAUUAAAUAUUACAACCGUUUAUACAACACUAAGAAACCAUUCUAUUAUAGUAAUAUAAUUGUUCACCUUCAUGUUGUAUUUAACACAAAAUGAAGUGUGAGGCAUAAAAUUAGGCCCUGACUAAUUUCACAAGGCAUAUUUGUGAAGGUGAAUGCUUAUGUGUCUUUUCUAUUCCACAGUAAAAAAAUAACAGAUUUUAGACAAUCAGGGGCAUCACCAUUUUUGAACAACAAACUCAACGUGAAAGGGUGGCCCAGUACCUGAAUUCAGGUUUGGCAGGCAUUCUCAGCAUACUUGCUUUGUGAAGGAGGAGUCUUACGAUAAAUCGUUUCAAGAAACACCAGAUGAACCAAACGAAAAUGAAAGAGCAAUGAGACGAGAGCAACACCAUGCUAAAUAUACCAAUAUAAGAUUUCACAGAAUUACAUACCAUUUCUUCAGGUACUGGUAAUGUGAAUGGAUUUUAAAUUGAGGAAAAAAAACACAUUGUAAGUAUUCUGUACAUAUAUAUUGACUCAUUGUUUGUGCAUUAUAUCUAAAAAUAUAAUGCAGUAUGUACCUGUAAGCUUUCUUUUAACUUAGUCUAACUUUGAAUAAACAUGUAUGU